AAAAAAAUUUAAAAAAGAAUAGAAAAGAAAAGACUGAACAAGACCAGGUGGAGGUGGUGUUCGUGAAACGAGAAGAUGAUGAUCGAUCAAUGAAAAUUUCUUGAAGCAGCUCCACUCUUCCAUCGAAUUUAACUUACGAAGACUCCAUUUCUUCUUCUUCUUCUCCGGUCGAUUCCUGCCUGGGUACCUAAAAUGUCGGCCUACAGGUGGAAGAACUUUCACGAGGAUGAAGACCGACCCGAGAAGCCUCGGAGGUUCGGAGUCACGGAGAUGAAAGGUCCCAAUUAUACCCUUCUUUCCCAAAACCUUCUUCAGGAUAUUUUUGAGUCCAUGGGACAGUUUGUGGAUGGUUUGAAGUUCACUGGAGGUUCCCAUAGCUUAAUGCCAAAGUCUUUCGUUAAAGAAGUGAUUGAUAUGGCCCAUCAACAUGACAUAUAUGUCAGUACCGGUGACUGGGCUGAACAUUUGCUUAGGAAAGGUCCAUCAGCUUUCAAUAUAUAUCUUGAGGAGUGCAAGCAAAUGGGUUUUGACACAGUUGAGCUGAAUGUAGGGUCGCUUGAUGUCCCUGAAGAGAGCCUUUUGAGUUUUGUGCGGCUAAUUAAGAGUGGCGGUUUGAAAGUGAAGCCUCAGUUUGCUGUGAUGUUUAAUAAGUCUGAUGUUCCAGUUGGUGGUGACAGAGCUUUUGGAGCUUACAUUGUUCCAACCCCUCGCUCUUCUGAAUUUGUGGAAGAUGUUGAUCUCUUGAUCAGAAGAGCUGAGAGAUGCUUAGAAGCAGGCGCGGACAUGAUAAUGAUUGAUGCAGAUGAUGUAUGUAAACAUGUCGAUACUGUACGAGCAGACAUAAUUGCAAAGAUCAUUGGUCGCCUUGGACUAGAGAGGACCAUGUUUGAAGCUUCAAAUCCCAGAACCUCUGAAUGGUUCGUCAAACAGUAUGGUCCGAGGGUGAAUCUCUUUGUAAACCACUCUGAUGUGAUGGAUUUGGAGUGCCUCCGGGGACGCAACUUGGGAAAGAAUCACUCCUCCGUCCUUGGUUCGUCAUAUUUUCUCUUCUGAACUUCCUGUAACUUUUGUUCCAACAAAACGAACAUGGAAAAUGGUGUGUACAUUUUUUUUAUAUAUAUGUAAUCUGUGAUCUGGUUGGUUUUGUUGUUAAACUUUGUGUUGAAAUGUACCAAACUCAUGCAAGUUCCCUUGGUCAUUUUGAUAAAUUUGUAUGGAAGGUUAUUUUUCAGAAUAAAUAAUAUCUCUACAAGGACUUAA
Molecule: messenger RNA, 1260 nt
Organism: Humulus lupulus (European hop)
Lineage: Eukaryota; Viridiplantae; Streptophyta; Magnoliopsida; Rosales; Cannabaceae
Product: protein HEAT-STRESS-ASSOCIATED 32
Exons: 5
Coding region: 193-1053 (286 amino acids)
Source: RefSeq, a predicted model, not a curated record